AUGGCUCACAAAAGCAAUCCUUCUCUGCAGGUGACGGCGGACCACCAGAUCAAGAUGGCAGAAGCACCGAUUGAGAAGCCAGGACACGGAGAGGUGUUGUUGCAUAUCAAGUGCACUGGUAUUUGUGGAUCGGAUAUCCAUUUCUGGAAGACUGGACGCAUUGGCCCACUGAUUGUGGAAAGCGAUUGUGUCUUGGGACAUGAGGCCGCUGGUAUCGUGCUCAAGGUCGGAGAGGGAGUUACAGAUCUUGUGGUUGGCGAUAGAGUCGCAGUCGAACCCGGUGUCCCUUGCGAGAAAUGCUGGCUCUGUAGAGAAGGCCGCUACAACUUAUGUGAAGAUGUACACUUCAGCGGUGUGUGGCCAUAUCACGGUACUCUCCAGCGAUACAAGGUCCAUCCCGCAAAGUGGCUGCACAAGAUCCCAGACAACGUCACCUAUUCCGAAGGCGCCCUCCUCGAACCUCUCUCGGUCGUCCUCCACGGCAUCCGUCGCGCAGGACUUGCUUUAGGUCGUGGUGCUGUGAUCUGCGGCGCUGGGCCCAUCGGUCUGAUUGCCCUCCUCUCUUCCCGUGCCUCUGGAGCUCACCCUUUGGUCAUCACCGAUCUCGAGCCCAAGCGCCUUGCCUUUGCCAAAAAGCUGGUCCCCGAGUGUGAGACUUACCAAGUGCAACGCGACUCGAGUAACGAGGAUAAUGCCAAGGAGAUCAGAAAGUUGUUUGGCGAGUCCGAGUACGGGUGUCCGGAGACUGUGCUCGAGUGUACAGGUGUGGAGAGCAGUAUCAUCACUGGAGCGUUUGCGGUCAGGAGAGGAGGCACCUUGAUGGUGAUAGGUGUGGGAAGGCCAGUGAUCAACAACAUCCCGUUCAUGCACAUGAGUUUGGGUGAGAUCAACCUCAAAUUCAUCAACAGAUAUACCGAUACCUGGCCCGCAGGCAUUGCAGCUGUCAAGGGAAAGCUCAUGGAUCUAAAGCCAUUGGUGUCGCAUGUGUUUGCGCUAGAAAAAGCAGUGGAUGCCAUGCACAUCUGUGCUGAUCUGAGCCAAGGCAGUAUCAAGGUGCAGAUUGUCGACGAGGUCGACAUCAAUCCCAAUGAUGUCGAGUGA
Molecule: messenger RNA, 1101 nt
Organism: Aureobasidium namibiae CBS 147.97
Lineage: Eukaryota; Fungi; Ascomycota; Dothideomycetes; Dothideales; Saccotheciaceae
Product: sorbitol dehydrogenase
Exons: 5
Coding region: 1-1101 (366 amino acids)
Biological process (GO): D-sorbitol catabolic process
Molecular function (GO): zinc ion binding; L-iditol 2-dehydrogenase (NAD+) activity
Source: RefSeq, a predicted model, not a curated record